AUGGCAAGCAGGGGCAAGAUCUUGUUUCUCGUAUGGUGUGCCGGAUGCUGGGCUCGCCCAGCAGUUUGUUUUCCUGCAGACUAUUUCGUGGAUGCCGCGAUGGACUUUGGCAAGGGCGAGCGCCACCCUUUUUUUCAGUCCAACACGGACAGGGGCAGCAAAUUCGCCUCAACAGCCGGGAACUACUAUUUCGAGCUCAUCGCCAGGCAACCUCUACACCAGCGGCUCGUAGCCAACAUAUUCCAGUUGCGCUUUGCCUUCCUGGCGCUCGGAGCGCUACCGGCAGAAGAGGUGGCGCCGACCCGCCAGCGAAUUGCCGAGAGCCACGCCCGGGCGCUUGCUGGUCAGCAAGGGCAGGAUGCUGUCCUUCAGGAAGGCUCCACCCAAAAACUUCUUGAUGCUGCCCGGGGCCGGGAGGUGCAGGUCGACACGUCUGCGGUUCCUCGCACACGUCUUGCCCCCGACGUGGGCAUGCCAUCCGCUGGCUUGGGAUUCGGGGGCGUCUGCGACAGGGGCCCUGUCGGGAAAACCGAUUAUGAUUUGUGCGAUCGCAAGUACGUCGACAAGUUCGAAGGUCCUAGCAACUUCUUGUCAAAAGCGGUUGACACGGGCGUCCGCUUGCUCGACUCGGCGUGGUUGUACGGUUCAGACCCAGUCAUCGGGCGCAUGCUCGCCGCGUCAGCACUUCCUCGCAGGGGGGUCUGCGGAUUUUUUUGUGAUGACGAAGGUUAUGCCAGAUGA
This is a messenger RNA of Prorocentrum cordatum, 741 nucleotides long. NCBI's taxonomy places the organism in Eukaryota, Dinophyceae, Prorocentrales, Prorocentraceae. The record is from the annotation of a GenBank genome assembly.